GUUAUAAAUGCCGCAGCGCGAGGUGCAUCGCCUUCGGUCCCGACACUCACUAUAUACCCAUUUCCGCAGAUUCAGAGACUUAGCUUGACUAAACCCGCACCCAGCCGCCGAAACACACCAGGACGUUCUAUACUGAUCCCAGCAUGCCCGCCGUCGCAACCAACGCAAAGAUCCUUGUCACCUCAGGCAGUGGCUACAUUGGCGCGUGGACGUGCCUCGAGGCGCUCAAGCAGGGCCUCUCGGUCCGCACGACGGUGCGCACCGCAGACAAGGGCGAGCACCUCAAAAGGCUCUUCAGCAAGUACGGUGACAGAUUCGAAUAUGCCAUCGCGGAGGAUCUGGAGAAGCCCGGCGUGUUUGACCAGGCGGUCCAGGGCGUGCACGGCGUCGCGCACACUGGCAGUCCCUUCCACUUCAACACGGAAUCCGACCCGGUUGGCAAGCUGAUCAAUCCCGCAGUGAACGGGACGAAGAACGUGCUCAAGUCAGUCCUCGCACACGGCAAGGACGUGCAGCGCGUCGUCAUCACCUCAUCCUAUGCCGCGGUGAUCGACUCGAGCAAGCCGGACCGCAUGUACCUCAACGUCGAUGAAGAUUGGAACGAGUACGACCCGAAAGAAGUCGAGAAACAGGGCAAGGACGUCCCCGGCAUCGUCGCGUAUCGCGCCAGCAAAGUGCUGGCAGAGAAAGCCGCGUGGAAGUUCGUCGAGACGCACAAGCCGACAUGGGACUUGAGCACGGUGCAACCUCCACUUGUGCUUGGGCCGCUGAUCCACGAGGUAAGCACGUCGGAGCAGCUCAACACCUCCGCCGCGUACGUCUAUGCGCUCAUUCACGGUAACAAGGACGCCGACACGCUCGCCAACCCGGGGGGAAACUGUGUCGACGUGCGCGAUGUCGCUGACGUGCAUAUCAAGGCGCUCCUCGUCGACCAGGCCGGCGGCCAGCGCCUGCCCGCGUGCUUCGGGCCGUACACAUGGCAAGACUGGGCAGACGCCAUCCACGCGUCGCGCAGCGUGCCGGACGACAUCAAAAAGCAGACGCCCAUAGGCCAGCCGGGUAACGGCAAGGACGUUAAGCAGAAAGUCUUUGACCGCACCAAGAGUGAGAAGAUGCUCGGCAUCACGUUCAAGGAUAUCCAAAGGCAAGCCGACGACAUGAUUAAGUCUUUCGUAGAUUACGAGAACCGCAGCUGGAAAGGCUUGCCCGCAGACGAGAUUUUGCAACUAUAGAGAGCAUUGUAUUGCAUGGGACGGGACAGUGCAACGAUCAUAUACACAACAGCGAUGGGCGAAGUCCAUAUGAUUCUG
Molecule: messenger RNA, 1310 nt
Organism: Tilletiaria anomala UBC 951
Lineage: Eukaryota; Fungi; Basidiomycota; Exobasidiomycetes; Georgefischeriales; Tilletiariaceae
Product: putative D-lactaldehyde dehydrogenase
Exons: 2
Coding region: 144-1232 (362 amino acids)
Biological process (GO): steroid biosynthetic process
Molecular function (GO): 3-beta-hydroxy-Delta5-steroid dehydrogenase (NAD+) activity
Source: RefSeq, a predicted model, not a curated record